UCAAGGGCCUCCUUUCAGUCCCGUGAGGCCCAGGGACAAUAUUUCUUAUUUCCCAUUUGGCAGGAGAAUCCCGCCCACUUUCAUCUCAUAGCUCUAUAUAAGACAGUAAAGGGGCCUGGCGAUAAGACACGGCUCUCAAGAUGCGGUGUAAAGUCCUCGUCUAUGUCGGCCUCCUGGCUCUCAUAAAGCAUGGGUCUCCCAGAGAAAUUCAGGCCGGCCCAGAUCAAUAUGCAACCCUCCCCUGCAAUGUGACGCUCCCUGUUUCUGUGAACGAGUCUCUCAUCACUGUCAGCUGGAUAAGUAACGGCUCUGCUAUCGCCUCAUUCGGGAACGUGGCAACGCAAAUAAAGGAAGGCUUCUUCUGGCGCCCCAGUGAUUUUAUCAGUGGAUCCUUUUCACUGUACGUCCUCAGAGCCACUCUCGCCCUGCAGGGGGUGUAUGAAUGCACGGUCAGCUACAACUCCACGAUCCUGCACUCCAGCAACGUUACAUUCAGUAUCAUCGCUCCCCCCACUCUCUCAAUCCCUCAGCAGUGGGUGGUGUUAGAGACAGAGUGCCAGUUCAUAUGCAACGCAGAUGGUUUCUACCCUCCUCCUGUCUCUUUCUCCUGGACCAGAGACGGGCAGGUGAUUCAUCCUCCCCACCCGGUCCAAGGUGAACAGGCUCCAGACGGUUUCUACACGGCCGUGGGCAACUUGACCCUCUACCCUUCCCGUGAGGACCAGAAUGUGACCUUUGGCUGCAGAGUGUUACACAAUGGAAACAAUCAAGAGCUGGACUUCCAACUCAACAUCACAUAUCUCCCGUCUGUGCGUCUCUCUGCGUUGCCGUCGCACUCCAGCAACAUUCCUCUCACUCUCUACUGUGACCUGGAGAGUUUCUACCCUGAGGAAGUCUCGGUGUCCUGGAUUCAAAAUGGCACAAGCCUUCCCGAGCCCCCGGCCACCGAGCAAAACCCAGACGGGACCUACAGCACCAGACACUAUUAUACUUUGAGCCCCGAGCAGAGGGAGCAAGGUGGGAGGGUCGAGUGCUUGGUGAACCAACCUGGGGUAAUGGUCCCAGUCAGCGGCUCGGCAGACAUGGAGAAACUGGAUCCACAAGAUGAGUCUCCGGUGUUGACGAAAUCAGCCAAAGCAUCUGUGGCUCUGAUGUGCAUUUCUAUAGUGCUGGUCUUCCUGCUCUGCUUCGGCUUUUCUUGGAGGAGAAGAGAUGAGAAGCAGAAGUCUCUCACCGUGUCGGGGAUCAUUCUCCCUCCGCGCGUGAUCAUUGGUAAAAAGGGCCGAGUGACGGUGAGCAUCGAAGGCCGGAGAGUGGACCGAGUCCAGACAGCCUGGUUCCUCAAUGAUACCCCUAUCUCCGACACCUCAUUCACAGCAUCAGAGAAAGGCCCCCUGCUGCCCUCCAGAGGCGAGAUGGCCUACUACAAGCUGCACACCGAGGGGCCGCUGCACUCGACUGGAAGUGGCUCCCAGCAGUUGAUCUCCGCGAUGACCUUCAUACCCCAGAUUUCAAUCCACAAGUCGGCGGUGUUCAAGUGUCAGGUCUCCUACAUUGGCAAGGACAAGAUCGUGGUGGAGAAGGUGUCCGAAAAGUUCACGAUUCUGUCUCCGCCUGAAGUAUCAGAAAUCCAGCUGGCAGAGACACCAAACGACUCAGAUGUCAUCAGCAUGACUGUACGGGCAACACAUUUCCAUCCGGACGUCAUCACCUUCCGCUGGUUCUGUCAGGGGGGUGAGCUGAGCCCUGUGGCCUCCCAGGCCUCGUCCUCCCCGAGGCCUAACUCUGAGGGUUUCUUUUCGGCCUACAGCCAGUGCAAGUUGCCCCAGAGGGAACUGGAAAAGGGAGGAACAAAAGUGUGGGUCAGUGUCCACCACAUCGCCCUGAAGCAGCCAGUCACCCGCGAAACCAGAGGCUUCAUGAGGAGGCCGUGCGUGUCCGAAAUCUUCAGCUCCGCCUCUUCCCCGGAUCAGACUUCAACCUUGGGAUGUGAAAUCACAAAUUUCUACCCUCCGAACGUCACAGUGACCUGGCUGAAGCUCAGAGAGGGAGAGCAGGAUGACAGGGAGGAGGAGGUGGUCGACGGAGGGGAGCUGUGGGGCCCCUUACAGACUCAGCCCAGAAUCUACAGGGCCACAGCCUUUCUGAAAAGGAAGGGAAUGAGUCAGGGGAAGAAGGAGAGACGAGGAGGGAUUAUGUGCAGAGUGGAGCACUGUUCACUACAGGAGCCCAUUGAGAGGCAAUGGAAACAUGUUGACAUUGUUGCUCCCUACAUUGCUCCAUCCCUCUCGGUGUGUUGGAGCAGUGAAGGGGUCGGCGUGUUCUCUCUCCUGGUGAAGGGAGGUCACCCCAAGGUCAAACUACUCUGGGCGGCGGGCGGACACACUCUCUCAUCGCUGGUGUCCAAUGAGACGGAGGAGAUCGGAGACGACGGUCAGAGGGAGCUGAAGAGCGUGUGCGCCCUGGAGAGGUCGACGAGUCUGCCAAGUCGGACGAACAAACAGCAGGAGAGACAGAAGAACAAACACGCAAUAAAAACAAAAGCUGCUGUUACGGACCCGGACGCCGAAGGGAUCGAGUACAUCGACGAACAAGUGGACGGAGAGAACAACAACAUUGACAGGGAGGAGGACAUGAACGCGGAGGUGGACCAGGACAGCGACAAAGAGGCGGUGGACGACUCGGGCGCGCUGCACAUCAACAGAGUCAACCUGAGCAGAGGCCCCAGAGAGAGCGAGCGAGCGUGCAUGAGAGUGUGCGUGGAGAUCACACACGCGGCCCUCAAGCUUCCUGUUUAUCGAACGUGGACAGAGCCCAAUGAGGAAAUGUCCUCCUCUGCAUGAAGCCCUGACGUCUGAGGAGUGUGUCUCUGUGUCACACAGCAUAAAUCUAACAUACUGUAUGUUUCUAUAUAGUGAAUACAAAGUAGUCAUGAUUCCAGAAUGUCAAGGGUUCAAUUUUAUUUAUUAUGAUGUGUCACACGUAACUUUUUUUCUUCCAACUCCACAACUUUUACAAAUGUUCAUAGUUUUGUACAAAGAAUUUUGCAACAAUAAUAAUCAACCUCUGUGGAUAUUAAAUCUCUUUUGGGAAAUGCAAUCUAUUCUAAAUCAAGAGAUUUGUGUCUUUUGUUUCUCUCCGCUCAGUGGUCUGUGCAGAAACAUAGGAGUCUAUCUGUUUCUGUUGUUGGUCAACCACUGCAACAUGUUCUCAUUUCAAAAUACACUUCUGUUUUUCCCCCUGCACACCCUGACCACAGGGACGUCACGUGCUCGGCUGAACUGAGUAAUUAAGAUGAUGUUUAGUUGGAAACUUCCGUUG
This is a messenger RNA of Pleuronectes platessa (European plaice), 3321 nucleotides long. RefSeq lists its product as uncharacterized. The record is from RefSeq and is a predicted model, not a curated record. The coding region runs from base 141 to 2843 and encodes 900 amino acids. The transcript is spliced from 13 exons. NCBI's taxonomy places the organism in Eukaryota, Metazoa, Chordata, Actinopteri, Pleuronectiformes, Pleuronectidae.